Ipomoea nil (Japanese morning glory) is the source of this 2250-nucleotide messenger RNA. RefSeq names its product probable DNA helicase MCM9. The transcript is spliced from 20 exons. Lineage: Eukaryota; Viridiplantae; Streptophyta; Magnoliopsida; Solanales; Convolvulaceae. The record is from RefSeq and is a predicted model, not a curated record. Gene Ontology annotation, cellular component: MCM complex; nucleus. Bases 76 to 2037 code for a protein of 653 amino acids. Gene Ontology annotation, molecular function: ATP hydrolysis activity; single-stranded DNA binding; single-stranded DNA helicase activity. Gene Ontology annotation, biological process: double-strand break repair via homologous recombination.
UCGCACGCUCUCUUUGUCUCUCUCACUAGCACAGACAACACUCGCCGGAACAGUGAAUCAGAUACCGGAAAUAGAAUGGAUACUGAAGUACAACAAGUGAAAUUGCAGAAGUACCUGGAAACGCACCACUCGGAGCAGCUCCAGUCCAUCGUUCUCGCUCCGGAUCCUCGUCUUCACUACCCUCUCCACGUCGAUUUUGCAGAGAUUAUGGAUGAGUAUCCGGACCUGGCUCACUUCAUUUUCUCACAACCAGAUGAUUAUCUACGGCUUUUCGAUGAAGCCGCCUUUUUGGCUCAGAAAAAGAUAUCUAGUCAGUUUAAAGAAGCUCGUGUCAAGAGCAACAUACAUGUUCGAAUUAAUGCCUGUGGUUCUCCUCUUGAAUGCCCAGAAACUUUUCCAAGCAUUGGCCGCGUGAGGGUGAAGCAUCGAGGGAUUCUUCUUACACUCAAAGGGACUGUAAUUAGGUCUGGGGCUGCAAAAAUGAUAGAAGGGGAAAAGUGGUACGAAUGUCGGAGAUGUAAACACAGGUUCAAAGUUUAUCCUGAGGUGGAAACUAGAAAUUCCAUUCCCAAGCCUACAUAUUGCCCAUCACAGAAGCCUAAAUUUUGUGAAAGCACAAAUUUCCAGCUUGUGGAAGAUAGUAUGGUUUGCCGUGAUUAUCAAGAAAUUAAAAUUCAAGAGAGUACUCAGGUAUUAGGUAUUGGAGCUAUUCCUCGUUCCAUUCCUGUUAUCUUGAUGGAUGACCUUGUUGAUAUGGUUAAAGCUGGAGAUGAUGUGAUUGUUACUGGGGUUCUAAAAGCCAAAUGGUUAUCAGAUUUAAAAGAUGUUCGCUGUGAUCUUGAACCUAUAUUAGUUGCUAAUCAUGUGAGGAGAAUAAAUGAAUUAAAGUCAGAAAUAGACAUUCCUGAUGACAUUAUCCUGAAAUUCAAACAGUUUUGGCAAGAUUUUGAGGGUUCCCCUUUAAAAGGUAGGAAUGCCAUUCUUAGGGGUGUUUGCCCACAGGUCUUUGGACUCUUCACUGUCAAGCUUGCAGUCACAUUGACACUUAUUGGAGGAGUUGAACAUAUUGAUGCUUCUGGAACAAAAGUAAGGGGGGAUUCUCAUUUGCUUCUUGUUGGUGAUCCUGGUACUGGGAAGUCACAAUUUUUGAAGUUUGCUGCAAAAUUGAGCAAUAGAGCUGUAAUUGCUACAGGGUUGGGAAGCACAAGUGCUGGGUUAACUGUUACUGCAGUUAGAGAUGGGGGGGAGUGGAUUCUGGAAGCUGGUGCUCUUGUAUUAGCUGAUGGUGGUCUUUGUUGCAUUGAUGAAUUUGAUAGCAUGAAGGAACAUGAUAGGGUGACCAUCCAUGAAGCUAUGGAGCAGCAAACUAUUAGUGUUGCCAAGGCUGGUCUUGUAACAACUCUGAGUACAAGGACAGUAGUCUUUGGUGCAACAAAUCCUAAGGGACAUUACGAUCCUGAGCAGCCUCUAUCUGUUAAUACAACUCUCUCUGGGCCACUGCUGAGCAGAUUUGAUAUAGUUCUUGUUCUACUAGACACUAAGAAUCCAGAUUGGGAUGCUGUUGUUUCAUCACACAUUCUUGAGACACAAACAAAGAGCUGCAAUUCUGAGGAGGAUCUGCACGAUAUCUGGCCACUUCCUAUGCUUAGGCGGUAUAUCCACUUUGUGAAGAGAAAUUUUCAACCAGUUCUCACGAAGGAGGCUGAAAAAGUUAUUUCAAGCUAUUACCAACUCCAAAGACGAUCCGCAACUCAAAAUGCAGCUAGGACAACUGUGCGCAUGCUGGAAAGUUUGAUACGACUUGCUCAAGCACAUGCAAGGCUGAUGUUCAGAAAUGAGGUGACUCAACUAGAUGCCAUCACAGCUAUCUUAUGCAUCGAAUCCUCCAUGACUACCUCAGCUAUUGUGGAUAGUGUUGGAAAUGCUUUACAUUCUAAUUUUGCAGAAAAUCCUGAUGAAGAAUAUGCUAAGCAAGAAAGAUUGAUCCUACAGAAGCUGAGCUCCAUGGAUGAAUUUCCAGAUUUGAUUAUGAACUAAGCUUGCGGGGUAAAGUGGUACCUUCUCCAUGCAAACCUCUAAUUUUCAGGUCAAUUUCAUUUCUGGAAAUGUAAUUUCUGUUUAUUAUUAUGGUGACUCCACUUGGAUUGGUUAUAUAUUGAAACUUUUUAAAUAUUAUGUAAAUUUUGAAUGAAAUUUAUAGCAUAAUUACGCAGUAAUAACAAUUAUGUGUGAAUAAAAUGAUUUCAAAUU